GUACAUUUUGAAAUGAAAUUAUUACAUAUAAUGAAAAAAAAACACUACUGUAAAAUAUAUUUUUUUCAAUUCAUAAGCAUACAUAUUGCAUCUUUGAUUAUACCAUACCAACUACGUCUUUGGAUAAGAUUUAAAUCUGUAACUUUUUCAUUUGGGCACCAUUACCUACGAACGUGGCCUUUCCAACAGCUUAUCCUAUCAAAAAAAUAAAAUGGAAUAAGGGGUUUUUGCAGGGGAAUCUAACCCGUAUUGGAUCGAUCAUGGUUACAUUGUACAUCCAAUUGCCUGAACGGGCAGUUCCCUCACGAUGUUUACCUCAGUGUAACAGCAUUAAUUAGUAUUCAAAUUAAUGCACAUAACUUCGGAAAUAGUCAUUGGUACGUGGUCGAGGCGGGAUUUGAACCUAUGCCUUUUUGCAUUACCUGCAUUUUAACCGGGCCUGCGCCUAAACCUAAACGAGUUGAUCAUCUACGCUCUGAAAUUGUUACAUACUAAUUAUUAUUCUGGCGUUAUUCAAAUCAAGUUAAAUCAAGAAUCCGCACUUCACUACCGUGUUAGUGGCAUAAGCAAUAAAAAAAAUAUUGUCUGUCACGUCCGCUGUCGCUGUCAGUUUUGUUUUGUUCUGUUUGACAUUGUCAGUCUGUGCAUCUUUUAAAUAGGAAUUUGAAACGUAUUUUUCUGAAGUUUUUGUUUUGUGCUUUCUAUUAAACUACUUAUUUAAAUAGUUCUACUUCAAAAAAUAUUCAUAAUUGUACAUAUUUCAACAAGCAGCUUAUACCAGUUAUUACUUUUCAGGAUGCCUUACGAACGCAAUACUCAAACGCAGGACACCAUAAAACGAGAAAUAAAAGCCUUACAAGCCCGGUGCGUCGAUACAUACAAUGUAAUAGAUAAUUCGCCUUCCGAUAUACCAUAUAUAACGCCAGAAAACGCUAACGAAAAGGCGCUUUGUUACAUAGAAGGUUUGAAAUCAGAGAUUGAAAAUUCGAAUACGCCAAUUACCACCGAUGAUAAUUUGCUUACCAGCCAGUUUUUGAAUGAAAUCAAGGAAAAAACUAAACAGGUUGAGGAAUUAGCCGCUUACACGAAAGGGGCUAUUCAUGAUGUAGAAAAUGAAAUAAAUAGGUUAAACACGCUGAUACAAACGGCACAAGAAGUUAAAUCCCGGCCGGCAACAAGAACGCAGGAAGUUAAGCCGGAGCACCUGCAGAAAGCUAAGGAGAGGUUCAAAACAAUGAAGACGGAACUCCAUGGACUGCUCGCCUCCUUGUUUCCAAACAGUUCAGAAGAAAUUCAAGGUGUACUUGGGAUUCUUAUGGCAGAGAGGCUAAACGAAAACUCGAAUGGAUAUGUUCCGGUCACCACAGAGAAUUAUAAAAUUAUGGAGUUGCUAAAAGACCUAAAUAUUGUAACCGCCAACCCUUACAACAAUAUGGAGAUCAAGAUGGCUUAUUAGAAUUAAUCCAAUCUCAUCUAGUAUAGGUCUUAGCCUUUUAUUUAUACUUAUUUUAAGACUAGCAUUUGCUCGCAGAUUUGUCCAUUUAAUUUAUGUUUAACACAAAUCACAUGCAAAUAGAUUUUUCUCGGAUACAAACUAUGUUCCAUUCAGUACUCACAAAUAUUUUUUAUUAUGAUUGAUCAAGUAUAGGUGAUGUGUGAAAAGGAGACAAAUAAAUACACUUGUCUUGUAUAUAUUUUUCUAACAUUUUUUUAACGAGGCUUUAAUUGCUUUGCUAUUUCAGCCUCAUAGGGAACUUCCCAGGAAAAAUCUGUUAUCCCACAAAGAUAUAUGCUUUUUGCAACAUCACAGCUGUGUUAAAUGUUCUUCUUAAAGUUUCUACAGAUUAUAGAUUAUGUUUUAUUAAAGUGGAGAAUACAUUCAGAAAAUCAUUGUGAAGUAUAUUUGUAAGUGUAGUCAUAAAAUGGACCAAAUAUUUUAAUUUUUUUCAAAUAAAUAUUUUAUUGAAUCCAUAUUUUUUUAUUUUUCAUAAGUGCCUGAUAAAAUAUAAAAUCUUUGCAGUCUUAUACACCACCAACUUAAAGUUUUUCUGUUUAGUCAGCUGGUUGACUGGUAGAGAAUGCCAAACGGCAUUAAGUCCGCCUUAUGUACCUUUUUUUUGCAACAAAGUUUUAAAUAAAUAAAUUGUAGUCAUUGAACAACCCUGUAAGAAGUAACACUAUAAUAAUUUUUAUA
Amyelois transitella is the source of this 2194-nucleotide messenger RNA. RefSeq lists its product as uncharacterized. Bases 797 to 1456 code for a protein of 219 amino acids. The record is from RefSeq and is a predicted model, not a curated record. Lineage: Eukaryota; Metazoa; Arthropoda; Insecta; Lepidoptera; Pyralidae. The transcript has 4 exons.